Aspergillus mulundensis is the source of this 1386-nucleotide messenger RNA. RefSeq names its product PPIL4 family peptidylprolyl isomerase. Gene Ontology annotation, cellular component: nucleus. NCBI's taxonomy places the organism in Eukaryota, Fungi, Ascomycota, Eurotiomycetes, Eurotiales, Aspergillaceae. Gene Ontology annotation, molecular function: peptidyl-prolyl cis-trans isomerase activity; RNA binding. The transcript is spliced from 5 exons. Gene Ontology annotation, biological process: protein peptidyl-prolyl isomerization. Bases 1 to 1386 code for a protein of 461 amino acids. The record is from RefSeq and is a predicted model, not a curated record.
AUGAGCGUCCUACUAGAAACGUCCUUGGGUGACAUUGUCAUCGACCUCUUGGUCGACGAAUCGCCUAAAGCAUGUGAGAACUUCCUGAAGCUCUGCAAAAUCAAAUAUUACAACUUCUCGCCGUUCUACAGCGUCCAGAAAAACUUUUCCUUCCAGACUGGCGAUCCAAUCGGCCCCGAUUCCUCAGAUAGCGAUGGCGGAUCAUCGAUCUGGGGUUUGUUGGAGUGGCCCUCGAAACAAGCCGUUCCCCUCGCCCUCCCUCCGAAACUGAAACACGAUGAGAAGGGCACUGUGAGCAUGGCCGCUGUUCCCUCCCCACAUGAUCCUGAUCUUCGCCUUAUCACUAGCCAGUUCAUUGUUACGUUAGGGGACAAUCUUGAUUACCUGGAUGGCAAGGCAGUGAUUUUUGGGAAGGUGGUGGAGGGCUUUGAUGUGCUUGAGAAAGUCAACGAAGCCUUUAUAGAUGACCGAGGCCGGCCGCUCAAGGACAUCCGCAUCCGUCAUACAGUAGUGCUCGAUGACCCUUUUGACGACCCGCCAGGCUUGGUGGAACCACCGGAGAGUCCCUUGCCAACGAAGGCGCAAUUGGCUACUGUCAGAAUUGCGGAUGAUGAGGAUCUUGGGGAUGACAUGGAUGAGGCGUCUAUGGAGAAACUCCGGCGGGAGCGUGAGGCGCGAGCACAAGCCUUAACCUUGGAGAUGGUCGGGGAUCUCCCAUUUGCCGAGGUGAAGCCUCCGGAGAAUGUCCUGUUUGUCUGCAAGUUGAACCCUGUGACUCAAGAUGAGGAUCUGGAGCUUAUCUUUAGUCGCUUCGGAAAGAUACUAUCUUGCGAGGUCAUCAGAGAUAAACGAACGGGCGACAGUUUACAGUACGCCUUUAUAGAGUUUGAGAACCAAAAGGAUUGUGAGCAGGCGUAUUUCAAGAUGCAGGGGGUGUUGAUAGAUGAUCACCGAAUUCAUGUUGAUUUCUCCCAAAGUGUAUCGAAGCUGUCCGAGAGCUGGCGAAAUGCCACUGUAACGAAACGAAGUGCGCAAAGGGGCGGCUUUGGUGGCGUAGCUGGUCUUGAGAAGAAGCGCCAGUAUAGAGCAAGCGAAAACGCUCGCGAGCGCACCGAUUACAACAUGGUUUUCGACAAAAAAGAUGGCAAGCGGUCUUUACCUGAGAUAGUGGAAGCCCCAGGCGAGAUUCUUACCGGAGCCGUCGUCGUGACAGGUCGUAUAGUCGAAGUCCGCCACGAAAAGACACUCACCGUGACCGAAAUAGGGGCGACUAUUACGAAAAUGAUCGACGACGUGGCUAUCGUGACGACGACAGAUAUAGAGACAGCCGACAUCGAUAGCAGAAGACCGGGAUGGACGGAGCAUGUACCUCUUAUUAACGCGUGA